Cordyceps militaris CM01 is the source of this 1260-nucleotide messenger RNA. Its product is annotated as Protein kinase-like domain. NCBI's taxonomy places the organism in Eukaryota, Fungi, Ascomycota, Sordariomycetes, Hypocreales, Cordycipitaceae. The record is from RefSeq and is a predicted model, not a curated record. The coding region runs from base 1 to 1260 and encodes 419 amino acids. The transcript is spliced from 2 exons.
AUGACUACCCGAUUUUGCACCUGCUCAGCGCCGCAAUGCGAUAGCCCCAGCUGCCUGGAUGCGCAUAUCAGGACCGCGCGGCAGAAGGUCCUCCUCCACAACCUCCGACAGUUAAUCAACGACGCGGCUGUGUGCAGCAUAGCAUCUCGCCUCAACGGCAAUAGACGCUGCCAAAUCGAGCAUAAUUUGGAGGUCGAGUCCGAAUAUCUCCUCAACUACCAAGCCCGCAUUCGCUUCGACGAUGGUUCACCACUUUGGCUCAUGCGCGUGCCAUUUGUCACUUCUUACACGAGUUCUCCUCCACCCCUCGUCGACUAUAUCAUCCAGAGUGAGUACGCAACCUUAAUGUUCCUCGCACAAACACGCGUUCCGGCCCCUCGAGUCCGCGCAUACGGCACAUGGACACAAAAUCACCAGGUUGGCGUCCCCUUCAUUCUGACGGAAGAGUUGCCGGGUAAGAAAUGGAGCCGUGAAUCGGCAACAGCGGCCGAGAAACGCAAAGUUUGGAAGAGUCUUGCCAAGAUCAUGGUACAAAUCGAACAACACCCAUUUACCCAAGCAGGAUCAUUAAUGGUACUGGGUGAAUACUACAGAAUUUGGCCGCUUGCAAGUGACAGGUCUCGUGUUCUAAUGCCCGAGGGCCCGUUUCCGAACGCAAGAGCAUACUACACAGCCUUUGUGGACCAGCAUCUGGAACUCAUCGCAGACAGACAGCUCUAUACAGAAUAUCCCAUCAAGGCAUACCUCGUAUACAGGUUCUUAAAGGACAACAUCGCACAGUUGAUACCACCAGAUGAAGGGUCCGCUCCCGAACAGUUUUUCAUCAAACAUGUAGAUGAUGUGGGCGACCACUUGCUUGUCGACGCAGACCUCAACAUUACUGGCAUCAUUAACUGGCAAAUGGCACGGGUUGUCCCCCGUCGAGAGGCGUUCGGGCUGUCCCUCCUUACCGCGAGCACUGGUAACCUGUACGGCGGCCAGGUGUCACUGGGCAAUGACGACAUUGCCUUCGCCGACGCCAUGCGCGAGGAAGGCGUAUACGCGUGCUGCAGUCAGCCGGCCCUGGUUGACGAAAAGGUCCGACGCUUCUUCUGGGGUCUGGCCCCGGACCUUGAGCCCACCUGGUUCUACGCGCAGCCUUUAGCUCAGGCGAUUCUGAAGGUGUUUGGUGUUAAUACGGUCUGGGAAGAAUGGCAAUUAAUGGCGCUGAAACAGUACAGCAAUGAUUUACUGCUGCGAAAGCUUCUUUGCAGAUUAUGA